Molecule: messenger RNA, 2935 nt
Organism: Glycine soja
Lineage: Eukaryota; Viridiplantae; Streptophyta; Magnoliopsida; Fabales; Fabaceae
Product: isoamylase 3, chloroplastic-like
Exons: 24
Coding region: 187-2538 (783 amino acids)
Biological process (GO): carbohydrate metabolic process
Molecular function (GO): hydrolase activity, hydrolyzing O-glycosyl compounds
Source: RefSeq, a predicted model, not a curated record
GUGAGAUAUUUUAUGGGGGAAAAGAAUGCAGGUACACCGGACUCGAGUCCACUGUCACGUUCUCUUCUCUAUUCCCAAACUAGCAUUCACGAGUCAGCCAUGAUUUUCGCAUUGCUUCUCUACAAAUCAUAAGCUCAAUCUCAUUCAUUCACAUCAUCACCUCAACCCUCCAAUCUUGCUUUCACAAUGCUCCAUCACCCAUUACUUUACGCUUCCAAAAUCGCCACUCAGUCCACACUCUUCCCUCCGGUUUCUUCCGCCGGAAACAGCGCCGGCCGUUCUUCGUUUGCCGGAAAUUCGUCCGCCCGUGACGUGAGGUCGUUGAGGUUUAUGAAGCAAGCAUCGGGAAGCAAAUCGAACAAUGAACUUGGAGUUUUUAGCGAGACAAUGGACCGCGCCAGGCAUAGGACAACCACUGUUUAUGGUGGUCGUGCUCAAGAAGGGGUUCUUGAGGAAGAAACCUCCAAGGUGAUAGAGAGCAGACCAUCAUGGAAAGUUUUUCCAGGCCAGGCAUUUCCAUUGGGAGUAUCAGAAGUUGACAAUUGCAUGAAUUUUGCUAUUUUUUCACAACAUGCAACAGCUGUCACACUUUGUUUAGUACUUCCUGAGAGGGGAAGUAUUGACGCAUUGGAUGGUGGCAUGAUAGAAAUGGUUUUGGAUCCUGAUUUGAACAAAACUGGGGACAUUUGGCACAUAUGUAUUGAGGAUCUUCCACGUAGCAAUGUUCUGUAUGGAUAUCGCAUAGAUGGACCUGGAGACCGGGGUAAGGGGCAUCGAUUUGACAGCAGCAUUGUGCUUGUUGAUCCUUAUGCAAAACUAGUCGAAGGUCGAAGAUAUUUUGGGGAUAUUAGCUUGAAGUUGUCUAAGUUUCUCGGCACAUAUGAUUUUGACAGCUUGCCUUUCGACUGGGGAGAAAAUUACAAGCUUCCAAAUAUUUCUGAGAAAGAUCUUGUUAUAUAUGAGAUGAAUGUCCGUGCAUUUACAAGUGAUGAAUCUAGUGGUUUGGAUAGCAACAUUCGUGGCAGCUACCUCGGUGUGAUUGAAAAGAUUCCACACCUUCUAGAGCUUGGUAUCAAUGCAGUAGAGUUGCUGCCUGUCUUUGAGUUUGACGAGUUGGAAUUCCAGAGGUUUCCAAAUCCCAGAGAUCACAUGAUUAAUACAUGGGGUUAUUCAACAAUAAAUUUUUUUGCUCCUAUGAGUCGUUAUGCUAGUGCUGGUGGAGGAUCAGUUAAUGCUUCCCGAGAGUUCAAGCAAAUGGUUAAAGCGUUACAUUCUGCUGGUAUAGAGGUUAUUUUGGAUGUUGUCUACAAUCAUACUAAUGAGGCUGAUGAUGCCUUUCCUUACACUACUUCAUUUCGUGGCAUAGAUAAUAAGGUUUAUUACAUGAUGGACAAUAAUGGGCAAUUGUUGAACUUCUCUGGCUGUGGAAAUACAUUGAAUUGUAACCAUCCUGUGGUCAUGGAACUAAUUCUUGACAGCCUAAGACACUGGGUCACCGAAUAUCAUGUGGAUGGAUUUCGAUUUGAUCUUGCAAGUGUCCUUUGUCGAGGAAUUGAUGGCUCCCCCAUUAAUGCCCCCCCGCUUAUUAGGGCAAUUGCUAAAGAUGCAGUAUUAUCAAGAUGUAAAAUUAUUGCAGAGCCUUGGGACUGUGGAGGUCUCUAUCUUGUUGGGAGUUUUCCAAAUUGGGAUCGGUGGGCUGAAUGGAAUGGGAAAUAUCGUGAUGAUGUACGGAAAUUUAUUAAGGGUGAUUCUGGUGUGAAGGGGAGCUUUGCAACUCGUGUUGCUGGGUCUUCUGAUCUUUACAGAGUGAACAACCGUUGGCCAUAUCAUAGUAUUAACUUUGUUAUUGCACAUGACGGAUUUACCUUGCGUGAUCUUGUUUCAUACAAUUUCAAGCACAAUAAAGCCAAUGGGGAAGGUGGAAAAGACGGAAGCAAUGAUAAUUUCAGUUGGAAUUGUGGUUUCGAAGGGGAAACUGAUGAUGCUAGUAUAAGAGCUUUGCGAUCACGGCAAAUGAAAAACUUCCAUUUGGCAUUAAUGAUAUCUCAGGGUACACCAAUGAUGCUAAUGGGGGAUGAAUAUGGCCAUACUCGCUAUGGAAAUAACAAUAGUUAUGGGCAUGAUACUGCCAUUAAUAAUUUUUUGUGGGAUCAGUUGGAUGCACGGAAGAGCGAUCACUUCAGGUUUUUCUCAAAGGUGAUAAAGUACCGGCAUGCACAUGAAGUAUUCAGUCGUGAAAAUUUUCUCAACACGAACGACAUAACAUGGCAUGAGGACAAUUGGGAGAAUCCUGACAGCAAAUUUCUUGCAUUCACGCUUCAUGACAGGAGCGGGGGAGAUAUCUAUGUGGCAUUUAAUUCUCACGAUUACUUUGUCAAAGUUCUGCUGCCCACACCUCCAAAAAAGAGAAACUGGUUCCGUGUGGCGGACACUAAUCUCAAAUCACCGGAUGACUUUGUCCUUGAUGGUGUCCCUAGCGUAGGAAACACGUACAAUAUAGCUCCAUACUCCUCCAUUCUUCUUGAGGCGAAGUUUUGAUUGCAGAAGCUGUUGUAUAAAAACGUAAAAGAGAAAAUACUAGAAGACGCAUACGCAUAUAUACAAAACAAAAGAUAACUGCAUCUGCAUGGGAAGUGUAUUUCAGCUACAGGUCAAAGGGAACAAAAGCGGAAGAGGAAAAAUCUGAAAUCUUGUCAUUUCCAGAAUGGAGCAUGGCAUGGAGUUGGGUUACAAGCUACUAGAGGCCGGUCUUAUGAAUUUGGAUAAUCAUCACCACUUUAUCUAUACAUAUAUUUGUAAAUUUGAUUUGAGUGUAAUAAAUGCAUUAUCUAUCUAUAUUUUAUAUAUUGUUUACAUUGUAAAUUUGGCUUGAAUGGAAUAUAUGUUAUUAAUUUAUAUUGAAUCGUCUAAAUUUAAUCAUUCCCUUUCAUGGUUC